AUGGCGGAAACACUGGAGUUCAACGACAUCUAUCAGGAGGUGAAAGGCUCCAUGAAUGAUGGUCGGCUGAGGUUGAGCCGCCAGGGUAUCAUCUUCAAGAAUAGUAAGACGGGCAAAGUGGACAACAUCCAGGCUGGGGAGUUGACAGAAGGCAUCUGGCGCCGUGUCGCCCUGGGCCACGGACUGAAACUGCUUACAAAGAACGGCCAUGUCUACAAGUAUGACGGCUUCCGAGAAUCGGAGUUUGAGAAACUCUCAGAUUUCUUCAAAACUCACUAUCGUCUUGAGCUUAUGGAGAAGGACCUCUGUGUGAAGGGCUGGAACUGGGGAACGGUGAAGUUUGGUGGGCAGCUGCUUUCCUUUGACAUCGGUGACCAGCCGGUCUUUGAGAUCCCCCUGAGCAACGUGUCCCAGUGUACCACAGGCAAGAAUGAGGUGACACUAGAAUUCCACCAGAACGACGAUGCAGAGGUCUCUCUCAUGGAGGUGCGCUUCUAUGUGCCUCCCACCCAGGAGGAUGGCGUGGACCCUGUUGAGGCCUUUGCCCAGAACGUGCUGUCCAAGGCGGAUGUGAUCCAGGCCACUGGAGACGCCAUCUGCAUCUUCCGGGAGCUGCAGUGUCUAACUCCCCGAGGCCGUUAUGACAUUCGGAUCUACCCCACCUUUCUGCACCUGCACGGCAAGACCUUCGACUACAAGAUCCCCUAUACCACCGUGCUGCGUCUCUUUCUGCUGCCUCACAAGGACCAGCGCCAGAUGUUCUUUGUGAUCAGCCUAGAUCCCCCCAUCAAGCAGGGCCAAACCCGUUACCACUUCCUGAUCCUCCUCUUCUCCAAGGAUGAGGACAUCUCCUUGACUCUCAACAUGAACGAGGAAGAGGUGGAGAAGCGCUUUGAGGGGCGGCUCACUAAGAACAUGUCAGGAUCCCUGUACGAGAUGGUCAGCCGGGUCAUGAAAGCCCUGGUCAACCGCAAGAUUACAGUCCCAGGCAACUUCCAAGGGCACUCAGGGGCCCAGUGCAUUACCUGCUCCUACAAGGCGAGCUCAGGACUGCUGUACCCCCUGGAGCGGGGCUUCAUCUACGUCCACAAGCCCCCCGUGCACAUCCGCUUCGAUGAGAUCUCCUUUGUCAACUUCGCCCGCGGCACCACCACCACUCGCUCCUUUGACUUUGAAAUUGAGACCAAGCAGGGCACCCAGUACACCUUCAGUAGCAUUGAGAGGGAGGAGUAUGGGAAACUGUUUGAUUUUGUCAACGCAAAAAAACUCAACAUCAAGAACCGAGGAUUAAAAGAGAAAAAAGAGGGCAUGAACCCAAGCUACGACGAGUAUGCCGACUCUGAUGAGGACCAGCAUGAUGCCUACUUGGAGCGGAUGAAGGAGGAGGGCAAGAUCCGGGAAGAGAAUGCCAACGACAGCAGCGAUGACUCAGGAGAAGAAACCGAUGAGUCAUUCAACCCAGGUGAAGAGGAGGAAGACGUAGCAGAGGAACAGGAGUGGGAUCGCAAGGCUGAGGAUGCCAGGAGGGAAUAUGAAAAAGCCAUGAAAGAAUAUGAAGGGGGCCGGGGUGAGUCUUCUAAGAGGGACAAGUCAAAGAAGAAGAAGAAAGUAAAGGUGAAGGUGGAAAAGAAAUCAACGCCCUCGAGGGGUUCAUCAUCCAAGUCGUCGUCAAGGCAGCUGAGUGAGAGCUUUAAGAGCAAAGAGUUUGUGUCCAGUGAUGAGAGCUCUUCUGGAGAGAACAAGAGCAAAAAGAAGAGAAGGCGGAGCGAGGACUCUGAAGAGGAGGAGCUGGCCAGUACUCCCCCCAGCUCAGAAGACUCAGCAUCAGGAUCUGAUGAGUAG
Puma concolor (puma) is the source of this 1842-nucleotide messenger RNA. NCBI's taxonomy places the organism in Eukaryota, Metazoa, Chordata, Mammalia, Carnivora, Felidae. The record is from RefSeq and is a predicted model, not a curated record.